Antrostomus carolinensis (chuck-will's-widow) is the source of this 1230-nucleotide messenger RNA. RefSeq names its product dynein cytoplasmic 1 intermediate chain 2 (gene DYNC1I2). Gene Ontology annotation, molecular function: dynein heavy chain binding; dynein light chain binding. Gene Ontology annotation, cellular component: cytoplasmic dynein complex. The annotation marks the transcript as partial. The transcript is spliced from 11 exons. The record is from RefSeq and is a predicted model, not a curated record. Gene Ontology annotation, biological process: transport along microtubule. NCBI's taxonomy places the organism in Eukaryota, Metazoa, Chordata, Aves, Caprimulgiformes, Caprimulgidae.
AUGUCUGACAAAAGUGAACUGAAGGCGGAGUUGGAACGCAAGAAGCAACGAUUAGCUCAAAUCAGAGAGGAGAAGAAAAGAAAGGAGGAAGAAAGGAAGAAAAAGGAAACUGAUCAGAAGAAAGAUGUUCUUCCUGUACAAGAAGAAUCUGAUCUUGAAAAGAAGAGAAGAGAAGCUGAAGCAUUACUUCAGAGCAUGGGGUUGACACCUGAGUCUCCUAUUGUCCCUCCUCCUACCUCUCCGUCUUCCAAAUCUGUGAGUACGCCAAGUGAGGCUGGAAGCCAGGACUCUGGUGAUGGCGCUGUUGGAUCUAGGACGCUGCAUUGGGAUACUGAUCCAUCAGUUCUUCAGCUCCACUCUGAUUCCGAUCUGGGACGUGGACCUGUUAAACUUGGAAUGGCCAAAAUUACACAAGUUGACUUUCCACCUCGAGAGAUUGUUACAUAUACAAAGGAGACGCAAACACCUGUUAUGACUCAGCCAAAGGAAGAUGAGGAAGACGAAGAUGAUGUGGUUGCACCAAAACCAUUAGUUGAACCUGAGGAAGAAAAAACACUAAAAAAAGAAGAGGAGGAAGAAGCUGCCCCUCAUGAACUUACAGAAGAGGAAAAACAACAGAUUUUGCAUUCUGAAGAAUUUUUAAGUUUCUUUGACCACUCCACAAGGAUUGUCGAAAGAGCUCUUUCUGAGCAAAUCAACAUUUUCUUUGACUACAGUGGAAGAGACUUGGAAGACAAAGAAGGAGAGAUUCAAGCAGGAGCAAAACUGUCCUUAAACAGGCAGUUUUUUGAUGAACGUUGGUCAAAGCAUCGUGUUGUCAGUUGUUUGGACUGGUCAUCUCAGUACCCAGAAUUACUUGUAGCCUCUUACAACAACAAUGAGGAUGCACCUCACGAGCCUGAUGGGGUGGCCCUCGUAUGGAAUAUGAAGUACAAGAAAACUACCCCAGAGUAUGUCUUUCACUGCCAGUCAGCAGUGAUGUCAGCUACAUUUGCAAAAUUUCAUCCCAAUCUGGUGGUUGGUGGCACGUACUCAGGCCAAAUAGUGCUGUGGGAUAAUCGCAGCAAUAAGAGAACCCCAGUGCAGAGAACUCCACUUUCAGCUGCUGCUCACACGCACCCAGUAUACUGUGUCAAUGUUGUUGGGACUCAGAAUGCUCAUAAUUUGAUUAGUAUCUCAACUGAUGGGAAAAUAUGCUCUUGGAGUCUGGACAUGCUUUCCCAACCACAG